UCUCUGCCUCCCUAACCGGUUCUUCCUCUCACCCAUCCCUUCCUCCCACCCCAAGCCGCACCCCCAUCUACCUAAUAACCUCAUCCCACCUCCUUGACCUGUCCGUCUUCCCUGGACUGACCUAUCCCCUCCCUACCUCCCCACCUACACUCUCUCCACCUAUCUUCUUUUCUCUCCAUCUUCGGUCCGCCUCCCCCUCUCUCCCUAUUUAUUCCAGUUCCCUCACCCCAUCCCCCUCUCUGAUGAAGGGUCUAGUCCCGAAACGUCAGCUUUUGUGCUCCUGAGGCGCUGCUGGGCCUGCUGUGUUCAUCCAGCCUCACGUUUCAUUAGCCUGCGGGAAUGGGUUCGCUGCUGUGGAGAAUCACCAGAGCAAUGACUGUGAGGUCAGGAUGUUUACGCCGACUGUACACAGUCUAUCAGAUGGUGGAGCUUCCAGAAACUCAUAAGUUGUUGCGGAAUACCUGCAGAGGUUUUGCGGAAAAGGAACUCACUCCAGUCGCUGCGCAGCUGGACAGAGAGCACAAAUUUCCUGCUGAGCAGAUAAAGAAAAUGGGAGAACUUGGACUCAUGGCAAUGGAUGUGCCUGAGAAGUAUGGUGGAGCAGGAUUGGAUUAUCUUGCAUAUGCCAUCGCUGUAGAGGAAAUAAGCCGAGGCUGUGCUUCUACUGGCGUAAUCAUGAGUGUAAAUAAUUCGUUAUAUCUGGGUCCAAUUUUGAAAUUUGGUUCAGAAGAACAAAAGAACAACUGGAUAACUCCAUUUACAGAUGGAAAUAAAAUUGGCUGUUUUGGUCUGAGUGAACCAGGAAAUGGAAGUGAUGCUGGUGCAGCCUCCACCACUGCCAGACUAGAUGGUGAUCACUGGAUUUUAAAUGGCACAAAAGCUUGGAUCACAAAUGGCUGGGAUGCUUCUGCUGCAGUUGUCUUUGCCACCACAGACAAAUCACUCAAGCACAAGGGAAUAAGUGCAUUCUUGGUUCCAAUGCCUACACCAGGGCUAUCCUUGGGAAAGAAAGAAGAUAAAUUGGGAAUUAGAGCAUCAUCCACCACAAAUCUCAUUUUUGAAAACUGCAAAAUUCCAAAGGAGAAUGUCUUGGGAGAACCAGGCUUUGGCUUCAAAAUAGCCAUGCAAACACUGGAUUCCGGUCGGAUUGGUAUUGCCUCGCAGGCCCUUGGAAUUGCUCAGGCAGCCCUGGACUGUGCGGUGGACUAUGCUGAGAAAAGGAUGGCCUUUGGCUCACCAAUCUCCAAACUUCAGGCUAUUCAGCUCAAACUGGCUGAUAUGGGCCUGGCACUCGAGAGUGCUCGCUUGUUAACCUGGAGAGCAGCCAUGCUGAAGGAUAAUGGAAAACCAUUCAUAAAGGAAGCUGCAAUGGCCAAAUUGGCUGCAUCUGAGGCAGCAACUAGUAUUGCUCACAAAGCCAUGCAAAUUCUAGGAGGCAUGGGUUAUGUUACGGAAAUGGCAGCUGAGAGACACUAUCGUGAUGCCCGCAUAACUGAGAUCUAUGAAGGAACCAGCGAAAUCCAGAGACUGGUCAUAGCCAACCAGCUACUGAAAGGAUACAAAGGUUAAGAGCGUCUUUGGAAACAAAAUGUUGACAACACUGAAAAUGCCUGAGUGUUGGUAAACAGGAAUUGAAAUUCCAAUCCAUUGCUGUUGAUCUGUGAUAUAAUUUUGAUACUUCAAGCAUGGACAGUUUUUUGCAAACAGGGACCUUGUGAAACUGCAAACUUUUGUCAGACUAAGAGGCAAGCUGAAUUAAUAAGUUACAACAUUGGAAGAGAAGUCAGCGUGAAUCAUAUUUAAAACCAGAAAGAAACGGAAUGACAUCAUAUGAAAUGCUCAGUCUUUAAAACUCAGUAAAGGCACUUUGCACAGUUGUAAUGUUCCUCAAUGAUUCAUCUUCCCUGCAUGUUCUCUGUUUUACAGCGUCAGUGACCUUGGCUCUUCAGCUUUCACAGUCCUUAAUAAUCGCUGAGAUGUUAACAUCGCUCUUAAAUCUCAUGCCUCUUUUGCUUCUUAUAAACUGUUGUAUUUCUUCCUUUGUCUCCAUUUUACUCUGCUACCCUCAAUUUUAUGUCGCAAGCAGGUGUUCUAGUUUUUCUUUUCCUAAGUAUCUGCCGUAAGAAUUGUAAUUAAGUCUUAUUGAUCAUUUGUUAAAUUUCUUCUUGCAUGGCCACUUUUCCUCAAAACAUCCGUGUAAGUGUGUAUGGUCAACUCAACCUCAUCAUACGCCUCAGAAAGCAAACUUCUGUUGCCUUUCAUUUAUCUUCCAUCAUCUUGCUUAUAUUCCUGCUUUUACAUCCAUAUACAUUGACAAAAAGUUGCAUUUUGAGAAUCUCAUUCUGCUUUUCAUAAAACUGGCAAUAUUUCUAAAGAUGGCUGACAUUUUGUGAAGGUUUGGUUUGUAAGUCUUAUGUGCUUCCUGAUGUCUUGAUCAUUUUUUUUCCAGACAGAUGUUGUUAGUCUUCCCAGGUAGGAAAAUGAUUCUCCUAGUUUUUUUUAUAAUUCCGCUGUCAUUUCACAUCUAGGUGCAAUCCCUUGAUAUUACCACACAUUUGUUACGGUGCAGUUUAUUGAUAAUCUAUAGCUAUUCUUGUUUGUACAGUUGUAUCUAGAAAUCUUUGUUGAUUUUCUUUGUUGAUCUGCAAUAAUUACUGUGUUAUCCACCUAUCUCAGAUUGUUUAGAUUUAGUCCACACACUGAAAUUCUCUGAUAGACGCCUUAUGAUCAUUUCAUUAUUUCAGAAACAGAAAGGGUACAGAGAUAGAACAUAACCUACCAUGUAUGCUGAUAUAACUGGACACUGCUGUUUUCAUCCACUUUGGGUUCCAAGGUCCUGACCGCUCAGUCCAUUGUAAUAUCUUGGUGGACUGAAGGGCUGCUUCUUCUGCUGUAAAAGAUAUAUAAUUAUAUUUAAUCUGGAGAAUGAAGAAUUCCUGUAUCCACAAGACUUGUAAACUUAUUUUUUAAAAAUAUACAUGACAUGUUUACUAUAUCUAAUGCACAAACAAAACCGUACUUAUGAGGACUGAGGAACUUCUGUGUUGUUCAAAAUGUAAUGAAAUUCUGCAUGAUUUUGCUUUCUACUUUGCAGAUGUAAAUUGAUCUUCGCUUCAUAAGAUGUGAUUGGUUUCUUGUUGCUGAUUCAGUCAGCGUACAUGAGCAGCUAAUCAAAUUUUCUCCUUUUUGGUAUCAUUAUUUAGCAAUAAAAUUUUUCAGUACACUGUCAUUGUAUAUUCAUUAGCUGCAGAAAACACAUUAUAUUAAUGGCAUCCCAGAAUUGGCAACUGCAAAAAUGAUUGUGAAUAUUGCUAACUAUCAUUAACAUUAAUUAAAAAAACAAAUAUUUUAACUGAUAUACAGACGAUUAAAUUUAUGUAUUAACAAAACAGCAAAUUUAUAUUACACAAAGUAUGGGAUUAGUUCAACAUAAUCUACACAGGGCUUUUGCCUGUAAGGCUUGAAUGUGGGGUACAUGGUAUGUGAUGUUAAUAAAUAUAAACUCCUGAAAAUUAAAUUUUCCUAAAACGCAAUGCAUUGAGAGCCAAUCAAUCUUCUAAAUUUGUCUGAACAGGGUCCAACUUAAUGGGGCGGCAUGGCGGCUCAGUGGUUAGCACUGCAGCCUCACAGCACCAGGGACCCUGGUUCAAUUCCAGCCUUGGGUGACUGUCUGUGUGGAGUUUGCAUAUUCUCCCUGUGUCUGCAUGGGUUUCCUCCCACAAUCCAAAGAUGUGCAGGCUAGGUGGAUUGGCCAUGCUAAAUUGCCCAUAG
Stegostoma tigrinum is the source of this 3771-nucleotide messenger RNA. It is a transcript of the gene acads, whose product is annotated as acyl-CoA dehydrogenase short chain. The record is from RefSeq and is a predicted model, not a curated record. Bases 340 to 1569 code for a protein of 409 amino acids. Gene Ontology annotation, molecular function: flavin adenine dinucleotide binding. The transcript has 10 exons. Gene Ontology annotation, biological process: butyrate catabolic process; fatty acid beta-oxidation using acyl-CoA dehydrogenase. NCBI's taxonomy places the organism in Eukaryota, Metazoa, Chordata, Chondrichthyes, Orectolobiformes, Stegostomatidae. Gene Ontology annotation, cellular component: mitochondrion.